Messenger RNA from Drosophila persimilis, 882 nucleotides. RefSeq names its product intraflagellar transport protein 43 homolog (gene IFT43). The record is from RefSeq and is a predicted model, not a curated record. Lineage: Eukaryota; Metazoa; Arthropoda; Insecta; Diptera; Drosophilidae. The transcript has 5 exons. Gene Ontology annotation, biological process: intraciliary retrograde transport. Bases 1 to 726 code for a protein of 241 amino acids. Gene Ontology annotation, cellular component: intraciliary transport particle A; cilium.
AUGAACACUUGUUGCCUUGGUAACGCGGAAAAAAUAAACAAAUUAGCUAUGGAUUGGGCCGAGGAGCUAAAAAUGACCAUAAGAAAGACAACGGCCCGCAAGGGGCGCCGCUCCAAGAGUCGCGAUGUCUUGAAGGAGGAAUCUUCGCAGCCUGUUAAGGACAUAUCCAUAGAUAUCACUCUGAAUGUGCAGGCGCAGGGAAGUCCCACGACAACGGAGGCCACCUCGUCCACAUACAACAAUGAAUUCGAAUCACACCGGCCGCCCAUCCGACGCAUAUCUGGAGGUUGGGCGGAUGCUGGCUUCAAGGGUUUAAAAUCCAAGAAGAAUUCAUUCGAUGACGAGCGUUUUCAACAGACAAAAUCAGCAACAUCCGUUCCCACUGAUGAUAUACCUGUUAUUCCCGAUGUGGACGACUUCAAGGAUGAAAUCAUGCUCAACGAAAUAGUUGAACCGCCUACUGCCAGCUUAAAUCGUUUGGCGGUUCUCAAGGAGAUCAGCACGGACUUGCUUUCACAGCACGCUUUCAAUGCAGUUGAUAAUUUUAAUCUGUCCGUAUUGACCGACUGCCUGCUGCCCCAGGAGACCCUCAAUGAGGUAGAUGAGAUCUGGCAGUGGGACAAACUGUUUACCGAUGUGUCGGCAGAGAUCCAUUCUGAUAAGGCCCCCAAUAUUGGAGUGAAGAUCGGACCUGAUGUGGUGCCACCAGCUGCGCAGCAUGCUUGAGAACGAAUCAAAAGUACAAGAAUAGUGCAAUAAAUGCUUAAUUAUGCUUCAAUUAGUUACGUUAUACAUAUAAAUAUUUCAUUUGAUAAUUCAAUUGAUCACAAAAUAUAAUUUAGAGAGAAACUCAGAAAUACAGCACUCUAUAACCGAAAUGAA